Lucilia cuprina (Australian sheep blowfly) is the source of this 898-nucleotide messenger RNA. RefSeq lists its product as uncharacterized. The coding region runs from base 50 to 766 and encodes 238 amino acids. Lineage: Eukaryota; Metazoa; Arthropoda; Insecta; Diptera; Calliphoridae. Gene Ontology annotation, cellular component: transcription regulator complex; nucleus. The transcript is spliced from 3 exons. The record is from RefSeq and is a predicted model, not a curated record. Gene Ontology annotation, biological process: regulation of transcription by RNA polymerase II.
AAAAUUAAAAAUACUAAAAUAAUAAUAAAAAUUAAAAACAAAUAUAGAAAUGGAUACAAAUUUAAAUAUAAUAAAUGAAGUUAAAAAACAUGAUUGUCUCUACAAUAAACAAUCAGAAUCAUAUAAAGAUUUUGUUUACAAGAAUUCUUUGUGGAGUAAAACUGGCAUUGAUCUAGGAAUACCGGGUGAAAAAGUCAAGAAAAAAUUUCGGAAUUUACGUGAUGCCUACAUAAAGUAUAAAAGAUUUGUGGAGAAACCAGAAAUUAAUAUCUUUCGAAAACCUUAUAAAUAUGCUCAAUAUUUUACUUUUUUAGACGAACUAAACCCAGCAGAAUUCACUUCGCAUAACAUAUCUGAAAGUUCUCUAGAUAUAACUGCUGAAUACUGCAGCGAUUUAGAAGAUUCAUAUUUUGAAGAUUCAUCACAGGAUCCUUUUGAAUUGACAGAUAGCACUGCUAAUAUUAAGGCUACACAGCAAGCUGAGACCAAUUCAACUAAAGAUUAUCAAAUAAGUGAAAGGAGCAAUAAACGUAAACGUUUUACCACCGAAUACAGUACUCAGGAUAGUGAAAUAGUGAGUACAACCAAAAGAAAAACUAAACAAAUGGCGAAAAACUGUACAAUGCAAUUAUUUCAAUGUUUGGCCAAUAAAUUAAGUGAAUCAAAUUUAACAGAGGAACAAAAAAAUAUUAUUGAAAGUUCUGUUUGUAGACUUGUUUAUUCGAAAAUAAUGGAAUAUACUAAAGAAAGUGCUAAUAGCUUAUAAUUAAGUAAUAUAGAAUAAUUUUCAACGUUUUCAAAGGGUUGCAGAAGUAAAGAUUUCCUCAAUCUCAAUGUAUAUAAGUUUAUCUUGUAUAAUAAAAUUAGAAAAUAAAUAUUAUUUAAAUGUAUCAACAUU